AUGGUCUCAGCCAACAUCAGCAGUCCUGCCGGACACCAAGAACAGAAUACAGAGGUAUGCAGCAAGUCCCUGUGCCCACUGCUGCCCAUGCACACUCUCAUCCCAGUGACAGCCAUAUGUUUGGCGCUGCUGGUUCUUGGCGUAACAGGCAAUGUCCUGACCAUGGUUGUGACAGGUUGCUCCCGGGAUCUCCGCAACACCACAAGCCUCUACUUAGCCAGCUUGGCUGUCUCUGACCUGCUGCUGCUGCUACUUGGUCUGCCCCUGGACCUGUACCGCCUGUGGCACGCGCAGUCAUGGGCGCUAGGUACACUGCUGUGCCAUGUGUGGCACUGGUCCGGCGAGGCGUGCGCCUACUGCUCCAUCCUGCACCUGACGGCCCUGACAGCUGAGCGCUACAUUGCCAUUUGUUUCCCAUUGCGGGCCAAAGUCCUGGUGACCCAACGGCGUGUCAAAGCUCUGCUGGUGGGACUCUGGGCCAUAGCGCUGCUCACCGCUGCGCCUUUUUUAUUCCUCGUGGGAGUUCGACGGGUUGGCAACGUCUCCAGCGACAUCGAUGCCAGGUAUGAGUGUGCCCCCACAGACCAUGCCCAACAGACAGGGCUGCUGGGUACCAUGCUCUGGGUCACCACCAGCUACUUUGUGUUGCCCUUCCUUUGCCUCUACAUCCUCUACAGUUUGAUUGUCAGGGAGCUUCUGCGGGUCAACAAGACACAUCUUGGCGGGGCGUCAUACCGAAACCACCAGCAAACAGUGCGCAUGUUGGGUGAGUAUUGGGGGGGGCAUUAUGCAGUCUGGAGGGUGUGGGGAGAACAAUGCCGUAGUGCCUCCAUGUCCAAGUCUCCAUGGAAUUUCCCCUAUGCUCAUAGAAUGCAGUAGAGCUAUCCUGAUUCUUUAUGGACCCCAAAAGUAAAUGGACAAGGAUGCCUCCACCCAAAAGAGUGCCUAGAGCAUCUCAGGGCACCCUGCCACGGUCACCAGCCAAGUGUGUGAAUGAGUGUUUAGCAAGAAGCUGUUGCAUGGCUCAGAGUGCCGCGCUGAAGUUCCUAGAAAAUAAAGACUCACCCACAGCCCUGGAGAAAAGCCUUUUGUUGUAAACUCUAAAGAGAUUCACACAAGCAGCCCCAUGCACUGAAGUAAUGUCCCAUGGCACACACAAAGCUUUUGCCAGACAUCUUCUCUAUCUCAAGUGGAAGUGACAUUUAUCUUAAUAAUCAGAGAAAACUGGUGUGGUUUGAUUGGGGUUUUUUUUUUUUUGGUAGUAACUGAUUACAAGCAUAAAAGUUGAAUACAGAGAGCAGACAAGUAGAUGAUACCUGUCUCUCAAGCUGCAUCAGUUCCUCUGAAGCAUGUACUUGACCCCACUCCCUGGCAGGGCCGUAGCUAGGGGGUGGUGAGGUGGGCCCCCGCCGGGGUGCAGGCGAUGGGUGUGUGUGCAAAAUCAGCUUUAAAAUAUGUCCAUAAAUAUAAAUAUUGAUUGUUGCCUCAUAAGAAAUGGUUUUAAAUAGAGGGUGAAUUGAAUGGGAGGGGGUGGAGGAGAGGCAGAAAGAAGAGCUAAUUUGUCCGUGGCUAUGGGGCGCAAGCUGCGCGGUUCUGCCAGGGGUGCAAGAUCACCUAGCAUGGUCCUGCUCAACACUUUUAAUUUAUAUACAGUCUUUCUAUCUUACAAUACUCAAGGCAGUUUACAAGCUGAAGAAACAAAUGAUGUACACCUUAUAACAAUCUAAUGCAAUACAAAAAUGUAAUAAAUGCAAUAAUAAAACAUAGAUCCCCAGCUUCUUACCAACAGCAAACAGCCUCUAAAACUAAAGUGUUGCCUGUCUGCUUCAUUGCACGGAAUUGCCUCUCUUUGAAGCCUCAGCUGGGGAAAGUGGAGCAUGUCCGGAAGCAGACAACCACUAGCCAUCUGACACUGUCUGAUUUUGUUUGCAGAAUCACCUUCAAGUCCUUUAACUAUUGACUAAUUUGCAACCUAUUUAAAAAGUAAUCUCUUUUCAUGAUACCAACCAAAUCUUUCAGGAGGAAUUAUGGAAAUAUAAAUUCAAUAAAUAAAAAAAUCCCAUAAAUAAUAGUGGGGAGACUAAAGCACCCAUCUCCGAAGAUACCUGUCCACCUAUUUACAGCUUGUGGGCUGUACCCAAUCCCGCAAGGAUUCCCACAAUUAAACUUCCCCUCCCUCCACUCCCCCAGUCACCUCCCAGAUCUAUUCUGGGGGUUCUCCCAAUCCUCCCUAGGGAGAAAAGAGGAAGGGGAACUUUCACUGUGCACGCAGAAGUGCUUAUGUCAAUGGGACAACUUCAUUGCCUCCAACUCUCUCUCUGUAAUUUGUAAUUUGCUUACAUACUGCUGAUGCCAAUUACAGUGGUACCUCGGGUUACAGACGCUUCAGGUUACAUACGCUUCAGGUUACAGACUCCGCUAAUCCAGAAAUAGUACCUCGGGUUAAGAACUUUGCUUCAGGUUAAGAACAGAUAUUGUGCUCCAGCGGCAUGGCAGCAGCGGGAGGCCCCAUUAGCUAAAGCGGUGCUUCAGGUUAAGAACAGUUUCAGGUUAAGAACGGACCUCCGGAACAAAUUAAGUACUUAACCCGAGGUAGCACUGUAUAUUGCAGGCACCAGUAGCAAGUAACUUCCCACACAAAUUAGCCCUGAUCUGAUUCCGAAAAUUGUGCUUUCCUGCCUUGCUGGACGAUUCUAGCCCUGUUCAGCAACUGCAUUCUGUGUGCCAAAGAGCAAUCCAAAUAUUUGAAAACAAGCGUACUUCUCACCUACUUUGAGCAAGCCCAUUAGGGCUAGAGUCAGCUGUGGCAGGGCAGAGAGUAAUUCUUUCCUCCUUUCCCCCCUCCUCUUGCAGUUGUGGUGGUCCUGGCUUUUGUCGUAUGCUGGCUGCCAUUCCACGUCGGGAGGAUAAUAUACACCCACUCAAAGGAUACCAGGAUGAUGCUUUUCUCCCAGUAUUUCAAUAUUUUUGCAUUGCCGCUCUUCUACUUGAGUGCAAGUAUCAACCCAAUCCUUUACAACCUCAUCUCGAAGAAAUACAGGGCAGCACUUUAUAAGCUACUAGUGUCUCCCAAGUCUGCAGAAAGGGCUUCUACUAUUACUAGAGAAACUGUGAGCUACCCAGAGACAAGUGGGUAG
Messenger RNA from Podarcis lilfordi (Lilford's wall lizard), 3137 nucleotides. Lineage: Eukaryota; Metazoa; Chordata; Lepidosauria; Squamata; Lacertidae. The record is from the annotation of a GenBank genome assembly.